GAGCAGUGGGGCUGGGCCUGGAAGCAGUGGGGCUGGGGACUGGAAGCAGUGGGGCUGGGAGCAGCAGAUCACAUAUCUGGUGCCUCCCACGCUGUGGCCAGUGCCCUCGGCCCCGAAGUGGCUUUCACCGACUCCCCAUCCCCUCCCCGUCCCCAUUUCUGCCCUUUGGGCCCUGCUCAGGGUCUGGGCGUUAACUGCUGCACGAAGAGGCCCAUUAGGGCUCUCCGGUGACUCACUGUUCUAGCAGUGCCCCUGGGUGCGGGCAUCUUCCAGCCCAGACAACUCGGCUAUAACGUCUCAGAGGAGCAGCCGCGUCAGUCUGUAUCCGCAAAAAGAACAGGAGGACUUGUGGCACCUUAGAGACCAACCAAUUUAUUUGCGCAUAAGCUUUCGUGAGCUACAGCUCACUGCAUCGGAUGCAUUCAGUGGAAAAUACCGUAACAUGGAGCUUGUGCCAUGACGUCUGGACCCCAGAGCGUGCCUCAAGUUUUCAAUCCUCUCCUUACUGGGCCUGGGCUGCCAGCCACAGGGCCUUUUUCCUUCUGCUCUGGCUCUGCACAGCCCGGGGCUGGAGAGACACACAGCCCAGCAGCUUGGCAGCCCCUAGGCCAUGUCCACAUUGGCAAACAGUGUUUAGCUUGUAUCACGUUCACAGUGCGGACGGACAGCCGUCGAGUGGGUCGAGGGAAAGCCCAGGGGGAGCCGAGGGCUAGGCACCAGGGGUUAAAACACACCUUUUUCCUAGGGAAGACAAGGCCUGUGGAAUCAAGAGAGACGAGGUGGGGGAGGGAAUAUCUUUUACUGGACCAGAGUCUGUGGGUGAGAAACAAGCUUCCGAGCUGCUCAGAGCUCUUCGACAGGUCUGGGGAACAAAUCAGACCGGCUCCCAGCAAGAGUCCCCGUUGUACCCAACCCGCACGACAGCGGGCACUACCCAGCGGCCGUGCUGGCAGCCAAACUCCCCUCUCCGUUGGUGCGAGAUCCCCAGCGAGGAUGGGGGAGCCUGGCUCUCAGGUCAUACGUCUGGUGUUGCACAGGGGUGUGGACCGCGGCAGGGAGGUGCUUUCACGGGGCCCCAGAUCCCCAAAGGGACUGAGCUGAGGGGGUGCGCGUCCUGGUGUCAGGGGGUGUGCAGGUGAUGGGCCAGUCUCCGGGAUGCUGGGCUAGUAACCCCAGCCAGGCUGCCUCUGCCCCGCUCUCCCCUCCCCGGCACUGGCUGCUGCCCCCUGGCACACGAGGGGCAGCUCUGCCCCGAGGGUGCCAGCCCCCUCCUCUGUCUGCAGGCGCAGGGGGGCAGCCCUGUCCCCCCUCCACGUGCCAGCCCCUCGCCCCUACCCCGGGAGCAUGCGCACCGCUCCCUGCCUCAGCUCGGCUCCUCCGUGCGCCCCCCCGCCGCAGCGUGGGGUGUUCGCCGCCGCCGCGCUGCCGUCGGGACCGGAGCCCGGCCGGGGGCGGCCGGAGCCAUGGCGGAGGGCGAGGAGCUGCAGACCUUCACCUCCAUCAUGGAUGCGCUCGUCCGGAUCAGUACCAGCAUGAAGAACAUGGAACGGGAGCUGAUCUGCCCUGUCUGCAAGGAGAUGUACAAGCAGCCGCUGGCCCUGCCCUGCAUGCACAAUGUCUGCCACGUCUGUGCCAGUGAGAUCCUCGUGCAGCAUGGCUACAUCUGCUGUGACCCCAGUUCGGAGCCCACCUCGCCUGCCUCCACACCGGCCACCCGCAGCCCCCGCAUGGGCCGCAGGGUCGUCCCCAAACCCGACCGCUUGGAUCGGCUCCUCAAGUCAGGGUUUGGCACCUACCCGGGCCGGAAGCGGGGGGCCGUGCACCCCCAGACCGUCAGCUUCCCGUGCCCGUCCUGCCAGCGGGAUGUGGACCUGGGCGAGCGGGGCCUGGGCAACCUGUUCCGGAACCUGACGCUGGAGCGGGUCGUGGAGCGGUACCGCCAGACCAUCAACAUCAGCACCGCCAUCGUGUGCCAGUUCUGCAAACCCCCCCCGCUGGAGGCCACCAAGGGCUGCACCGAGUGCAAGUCGAGCUUCUGCAACGAGUGCUUCAAGCUCUACCACCCCUGGGGCACCCAGAAGGCCCAGCACGAGCCCACGCCACCCACCCUCAACUUCCGGCCCAAGGGUCUGAUGUGUCCGGAGCACAAGGAGGAGGUGACUCACUACUGCAAGACCUGCCAGCGGCUGGUGUGCCCGCUGUGCCGUGUGCGCCGCACUCACGCCAGCCACAAGAUCACGCCUGUGCUGAGCGCCUACCAGGCCCUGCGGGAGAAGCUGAUGAAGAGCCUCACCUACAUCCUGAGCAGCCAGGACACGGUGCAGAUGCAGAUCGCAGAGCUGGAGGAGACGGUGAAGCACACCGAGGUGAAUGGGUCCCAGGCCAAGGAGGAGGUUUCCCAGCUGAUACGGGGCCUGUGCACGGUGCUGGAGGAGAAGCAGACGGCCCUGCUGCAGGCCAUCCAGGAGUCCCAGCAGGAGCGGCUGGCCAGCCUGCACCACCAGAUCCAGGAGCACCGGGCCAUGCUGGAGAACUCGGGCAUGGUGGGCUACGCCCAGGAGGUGCUGAAGGAGACCGACCACCCCUGCUUUGUCCAGGCAGCCAAGCAGCUGCACAGCAGGAUCCUCAGGGCCACAGACUCGCUGCAGAGCUUCCGGCCUGCCGCCACUUCGUCCUUCAGCCGCUUCCAGCUGGACCUCGGCAGAGAGAUGAAGCUGCUCACGGACCUGACCUUUAUCAAAGCCCCUGAGGCGCCGGUGAUCGACACGCAGCGCACCUACGCCUACGACCAGAUCUUCCUGUGCUGGCGCCUGCCCCAGCUCUCGCCGCCCGCCUGGCACUUCACCGUGGAGUACCGCAAGAGCGACGCCAAGGCCAAGGCGCUCAAGCUGUGGCAGCGGCGUGAGGAAGUGCGGGGCACCAGCGCCCUGGUGGAGUACCUGGACACGGACAGCGUCUACGUGCUGAGAGUGAAGGGCUGCAACAAGGCCGGCUUCGGGGAGUACAGCGAAGAUAUCUACCUGCACACGCCGCCCGCACCAGUCCUGAGCUUCUUCCUCGAUAACCGCUGGGGCUUCAACCGGGAGCGCCUGGCCAUCAGCAAGGACCAGCGGGCCGUGCGUAGUGUACCUGGCCUGCCCAUGCUCUUUGCCGCUGAGCGCCUCAUGACCAGCUGCCACCUCUCCAUCGACCUGCUCAUCGGCGACGUGGCCGUCACGCAGGGCCGCAGUUACUGGGCCUGCUGCGUGGACCCCAGCUCCUACCUGGUCAAGGUGGGCGUGGGGCUGGAGAGCAAGCUGCAGGAGUGGUUCCAGGUGCCACAGGACGUGGUGAGCCCCAGGUACGACCCAGACAGCGGGCAUGACAGUGGGGCGGAGGACGCCACCGUGGACGCGCCCCCCCCAUACGCCUUCCUGACCAUCGGCAUGGGCAAGAUCCUGCUGCCCCAUGGCUCGGCCCUCACCUCCCGCGACCCCAGCGGCUGCACCAUCCCCCUGCCCCCCCGCAUCGGCGUCUGCCUGGACUACGAGCGGGGCAAGGUGAGCUUCUACGACGCUGUCUCCUUCCGUGGCCUGUGGGAGUGCGGCGUGGACUGCUCGGGCCCCGUCUGCCCGGCCUUCUGCUUCAUCGGGGGCGGGGCCCUGCAGCUGCAGGAGCUGGUGGCCAGCAAACAGGAGCGCAAAGUGACCAUCGGGGGCCUCUCCAAGCUGGACUGAGCCGGCCCUGGCACACGCCGGCCGGGGUGGCCCCGGGGCCAGCUGCCGGCAGUGGGAUUCCGCGUCGCGGACAUGCCACCAGGAGGAGCCGCCUGAGCCCUGCCCUCCGACCGGCGUGGGAGUUUGGCUCUGGGGAGCACUGAGCUCCGGCCUGUGGGGUUAACGAGGGGGGCCGCAGAGCUGACGGGGAGCGGAGCGAGGCUCUGACAUGGGGCCAGUUUAGGGCCUCGGCCCCCGGGCCCGGAGCGCAGGCUGCAGUGACGGCAGAAGGGCGGCAUAGGGCAGACCCCUGCCAGUGUGUGACCCAGCCAUGAGCUGAGGCCUCGGGGGCCAGGAGAGCCCGGCUCUGCUCCCCAGCGUCUCCAUGCUGGGCUUGUGAAUCCUUCCUGUUCUGUUGGAUUGCGGGGGGAAGGUUGGGGCCUGCUGCUCCCCCUCACCGCCCUCCCACCAAAACCUCUCCCCUCCCACCCCCAGCUCCUCUCCACGGCCUGCCAGGGGCUCCCACCUGAAAUGAUGCCCUCUCCAGCACGUUUAACCCUGGAGUCUGAGCUGUGGGCGCUGAGGGCACCGGGCAGAGCCUGGCAGUGCCCCUGAACCAACCCCCAUCCUGCCAGGCUCUGGCCUGAGGAUGGGCCGGGCCUGGGUGCGUGUCACGUUCCCGAGAUCCUCCUUCCACAUGGACCAGGGCGCAGCAGCCAGCCGCUGUGCCCGGGCCUGAGAGGGGGAGCUGGGUGGGGCCGAGCUGGGGAGCUGCCUGAGCCCCGGGCUGGGCCGGGGGAGGUUGGGCUGGGUUGGGCACAGGGUGAUUGUAGACAUGGCUCGUUGACCCAGCCAGCCCAGCUGCUGCCCAGAGCCAGGGCUCGUCCUGCCCCCUGCAUCUGGGCUCAUCCUGCCGCUCCCUCAGCACGGCUCUGCAGAGGGAGCGGGUGACGGCGGAGGGGUGCUGGGAGGGCACCAGGCUGCAGAAUGAAGCUCCCUCCCCAGGCUGGGGCCUGCUGGAAACAUCCCGUCAAGUGCGAGGGAGGAUGGGAGAGCACGGAGGGGGUCUCACCCCGACCCCCACGCUGCCAUGCGGGGAGCUCCCCACGUGGGCCCAGCCCUGCCCUGCUGCACCUGUCCUGCGAAGCCCCUACAGCACCGGCAUGAAGUGUCUGCACCCGCUGCCCUGCACGCGCCUCCUUCCGGGGGACAGGGGGGCUAGUGCAGCUUCACCUCCACAAACAGCAAAGCGCCAAGGAGCAAAUCCACCCGCUUCUAUUCUUCCCCAGCCUGUGCCAUGGGCAGGGGGCAGGCGUUGGGCUGGCUGGGGAUGGCAGGGCCGAGGCCUCUCGGGGCCUGGGCUCCGGCACUGGGAGCUCCCAGAGUUUCCGUGGGGUCUCAUGGGGUCUGUACUGUGCAAUCGCUGUAUUUUCAUGGUUUCCUACAAUAAACUGCAAUGCCAGAGA
Chelonia mydas (Green sea turtle) is the source of this 5161-nucleotide messenger RNA. RefSeq names its product tripartite motif containing 46 (gene TRIM46). The transcript has 10 exons. The record is from RefSeq and is a predicted model, not a curated record. Gene Ontology annotation, molecular function: zinc ion binding; protein binding. Lineage: Eukaryota; Metazoa; Chordata; Testudines; Cheloniidae. The coding region runs from base 1464 to 3716 and encodes 750 amino acids.